Messenger RNA from Lagopus leucura (white-tailed ptarmigan), 1717 nucleotides. RefSeq names its product smoothelin like 1 (gene SMTNL1). The transcript has 8 exons. Lineage: Eukaryota; Metazoa; Chordata; Aves; Galliformes; Phasianidae. Bases 97 to 1650 code for a protein of 517 amino acids. The record is from RefSeq and is a predicted model, not a curated record. Gene Ontology annotation, biological process: actin cytoskeleton organization. Gene Ontology annotation, cellular component: microtubule organizing center; filamentous actin. Gene Ontology annotation, molecular function: protein binding.
GCCCCCCUCCGGCCCCCGGCCCGCCCCGUCAACGCUGACUGAAGGCGGCACCUGCGGCAGUCACACGGCCGCGGGGCGAGCGGAGCGCGUAGGAGCAUGGAGUCCCCAGCAAGUGGUGGAGCCCCCGCCCCGAGUGACACAGCCCUGGGUGACGUCACACAGACAUCAACAGGGCCCACAGAGGGGAUGGUGCGGGGGGACAGCAGGGAAAGCGUGGCACAAGAGGGGCAGGGGGAGGCUGGCAGAGCUGAAGGAGGGGCUGGGGGGGAAGCUGCAGGGGAUGUGGGGAGUGAGGGCAAGGGGGAGGCAGCAGAGAAUGCUGGGAGUGAGGCUAAGGUAGAAGCAGCAAAGGAUUAUGGGAGUGAUGCUAAGGGGGAGGUAACAGGGAAUGCUGGGAGUGAGGCCAACAUAAUGGGAGAUGCUGGUAGUGAGGCUAAAGAGGAGGAUGCACGGGAUGCUGGAAGUGAGGUUAAGGGGGAGGCUGCAAAGGAUGCUGGGAGUGAGGCUGAGGAGGCUGCAAAGGAUGCUGAGAGCAAAGCUAAGGAGGGGGCUGCAAAGGAUGCUGGGAGCGAGGAUAAGGAGGAGGUUGCAAAGGAUGCUGGGAGUGAGGCUAAGGGGGAGGCUGCAAAGGAUGCUGGGAGCAAGGCUAAGGGGGAGGCUGCAAAGGAUGCUGGGAGCAAGGCUAAGGGGGAGGCUGCAAAGGAUGCUGGGAAUGAAGCCAAGGCAGCAGGGGUUUCUGGGAGCGAGGCUGAGAUUGCAGAGGAUGCUGGCAAGGAGCCCGCAGCAGGGCAGGCUGCUGAGCAAGAGGCUGAAGGGCAGGCCAGAGGCAGUGCAGUGCCACAGGAGGAGGCCGAGCCCAGGCCCAGGCCGGAGGCAGCGGGCAGCACCCAAGGCCGGCAGGAGCCCACCUGGCUGCAGGAUGAGGAUGAUGAGCUGUGGCCUGAGUUCCCCCCCUGCUCACCCACGGAGGGGGCUGCCAGCCCCACCACCCCACUCUCCCCUACCUCCCCUGUGUCUCCCACGUUCCCCGUAUCUCCCACGUCCCCUUCGCCUCCUGUGUCCCCCACUUCUCCCACAGCUGGUAGCACUGAGGGCUCAAGAGGUAGUGAGAGCCACCACCCCUGUGUUCCCAGUGGUGUGUCUGCAGUGGGACCACGAGGACGGGUGCCCCCCCGGGUGGCAUCUGUGGGGCGGCCACGAGUGAGCAGCCGGGCAUAUGGACGGAGUGCCAUCCUGGAGAAGUUUGGGGGGGCAGCCACAGGCCCAGCCCCACACCUGAAGCGUGUGGGGGCCACGGGCUCAGUGAAGGCCAUGCUGCUGGAAUGGUGCCGUGCCAGGACACGUGGCUACCAGCAUGUGGACAUCCAGAACUUCUCAGGGAGCUGGAGCAGCGGCCUGGCCUUCUGCGCCCUCAUCCACAGCUUCUUCCCCGAUGCCUUUGACUAUGGCAGCCUGGAGCCCCAGGACCGCCGGCGUAACUUCACCCUGGCCUUCAGCACCGCAGAGGAGCGUGUCGACUGUGCCCAGCUGCUGGAGGUGGAAGACAUGCUGCGGCUGACGGUGCCGGACGCCAAGUGCAUCUAUACCUACGUGCAGGAGCUGUACCGCAGCUUGGUGGCCAAGGGGCUAGUGAAGACCAAGAAGCGCUGAGGCCCCGCCAGCCCCAUUCUCCACUUUGUCCCCCAGCCCCUAGGAGUAAAGGUUUGCAGUGCCAUGC